AUGGGGGUCGCGGGCCGCGGCUGCCCUAGGGCUGCCCCGGCGCUGCUGCUGCCGCUGCUGCUGACGGCGGCCGUCCCGCCCGACCGGGGCCGCGCCGCGGGGCCGCCGGAGGACAUGGACGAGUGUGCCCAGGGGCUAGAUGACUGCCACAUCAAUGCCCUGUGUGAGAACACACCCACCUCCUACAAGUGCACCUGCAGGCCUGGCUACCAAGGGGAGGGCAGGCAGUGUGAGGAUAUUGAUGAAUGUGGAAAUGAGCUCAAUGGAGGCUGUGUCCAUGACUGUCUGAAUAUUCCUGGCAAUUAUCGCUGCAUUUGUUUCGAUGGCUUCAUGUUGGCUCAUGAUGGUCAUAAUUGUCUCGACGUGGACGAGUGCCUGGAGAACAAUGGUGGCUGCCAGCACACCUGCGUCAACGUCAUGGGGAGCUACGAGUGCCGCUGCAAGGAGGGCUUUUUCCUGAGUGACAAUCAGCACACGUGCAUUCACCGCUCAGAAGAGGGUCUGAGCUGCAUGAAUAAGAAUCACGGCUGUAGUCACAUCUGCAAGGAGGCUCCGAAGGGCAGUGUUGCCUGCGAGUGCAGGCCAGGCUUUGAGCUGGCCAAGAACCAGAGAGACUGCAUCUUGACCUGUAACCAUGGAAACGGUGGAUGCCAGCACUCCUGUGAGGACACUGCUGAAGGCCCAGAGUGUAGCUGCCAUCCUCAGUACAAGAUGCACUUGGAUGGGAGGAGCUGCCUCGAGCGAGAGGACAUUGCCCUGGAGGUGACGGAGAGCAACGCCACAUCCGUGGCAGAUGGGGAUAAACGGGUGAAACGGCGGCUGCUCAUGGAAACAUGUGCUGUCAACAAUGGAGGCUGUGACCGCACCUGCAAGGAUACUUCGACAGGGGUUCAUUGCAGUUGUCCCGUCGGCUUCACACUCCAGAUGGAUGGAAAGACCUGUAAAGAUAUUGAUGAGUGCCAGACGCGCAAUGGAGGGUGUGAUCAUUUCUGCAGAAACACCGUGGGCAGUUUUGACUGCAGCUGCAAAAAGGGAUUUAAAUUAUUAACAGAUGAGAAGUCUUGCCAAGAUGUGGAUGAAUGCUCUCUGGAUAGGACCUGUGACCACAGCUGCAUCAACCACCUGGGCACCUUCACGUGUGCUUGCAACGAAGGGUACACCCUCUAUGGCUUUACCCACUGCGGAGACACCAACGAGUGCAGCGUCAACAACGGAGGCUGUCAGCAGGUCUGUGUGAACACUGUGGGCAGCCAUGAAUGCCAGUGCCACUCUGGGUACAAGCUCCACUGGAAUAAAAAGGACUGUGUGGAAGUGAAGGGGGGCCUGCCCACUAGCCUGUCACCCCACGUGUCCCUGCAGUGCGGUAAGAGUGGUGGAGGAGACAGGUGCUUCCUCAGAUGUCACUCUGGCAUUCACCUCUCUCCAGGACUGCAAGAGGCCUAUUCUGUCACCUGCGGCUCUUCCUCUCCUCUCGGGAACAAACAGCAAAAAUCAAAUGACUCCGCUUUCGGGGAUGUCGCCACCGUCAGGACAAGUGUAACCUUUAAGCUAAAUGAAGGCAAAUGUAGUUUGAAAAAGGCUGAACUGUUUCCUGAGGGUCUGCGACCAGUCCUCCCAGAGAAGCACAGCUCAGUAAAAGAGAGCUUCCGCUACGCAAACCUUACAUGCAGCUCUGGCAAGCAAGUCCCAGGAGGCCCUGGCCGACCGAGCGCCCCUAAGGAAAUGUUUAUCACUGUUGAGUUUGAGCUUGAAACUAACCAAAAGGAGGUGACAGCGUCUUGUGAUCUCAGUUGCAUUGUAAAACGAACAGAGAAGCGGCUCCGGAAGGCCAUCCGCACGCUCCGGAAGGCUGCCCACAGGGAGCAGCUGCACCUCCAGCUCUCAGGCGUGAACCUCGAAGUGGCUCAAAAGUCUCCCCAAACAUCUGAACGCCAGAUAGAGGCCUGUGCAAUGGGCCAGGACCAUGGAGGAAACCAAUGUGUCAGUUGCAGGGCUGGGACAUAUUAUGACGGAGCACAGGAACGCUGUAUUUUAUGUCCAAAUGGAACCUUCCAAAACGAGGAAGGGCAAAUUAUAUGCGAACCAUGUCCAAGACCAGGAAGUCCUGGGACCCUGAAGACCCCAGAAGCUUGGAAUGUGUCUGAAUGUGGAGGUCUGUGCCAACCUGGUGAAUACUCUGCGGAUGGCUUCACACCCUGCCAGCCCUGUGCCCGGGGCACAUUCCAGCCUGAAGCCGGCCGCACUUCCUGCUUUCCCUGUGGAGGGGGCCUCCCCACCAAACACCCUGGAGCCACUUCCUUUCAGGACUGUGAAACCAGAGUUCAGUGUUCACCUGGACAUUUCUACAACACCACUACUCACCGAUGCAUUCGUUGCCCAGCAGGAACAUACCAGCCAGAAUUUGGAAAAAAUCAUUGUGUUUCCUGCCCAGGAAAUACCACGACUGACUUUGAUGGCUCCACAAACAUAACCCAGUGUAAAAACAGAAGAUGUGGAGGGGAGCUGGGUGAUUUCACCGGAUACAUCGAAUCCCCAAACUACCCAGGCAAUUACCCAGCCAACACAGAAUGCACCUGGACCAUCAAUCCACCCCCUAAGCGCCGCAUCUUGAUUGUGGUCCCUGAGAUCUUCCUGCCCAUAGAGGACGACUGUGGAGACUACCUGGUGAUGCGGAAAACUGCUUCAUCCAAUUCUGUGACAACGUAUGAAACCUGCCAGACCUAUGAACGCCCCAUCGCCUUCACCUCCAGAUCCAAGAGGCUGUGGAUUCAGUUUAAGUCCAAUGAGGGGAACAGCGCCAGAGGGUUCCAGGUCCCAUACGUGACGUACGAUGAGGACUACCAGGAGCUCAUUGAAGACAUAGUUCGAGAUGGCAGGCUUUAUGCAUCUGAGAACCAUCAGGAAAUACUUAAGGAUAAGAAACUGAUUAAGGCUCUGUUUGAUGUCCUGGCCCACCCCCAGAACUAUUUCAAGUACACAGCCCAGGAGUCCCGGGAAAUGUUUCCACGAUCCUUCAUCCGAUUACUCCGUUCCAAAGUGUCCAGGUUUUUGAGGCCUUACAAAUAAGUCUGCCCACGUGCCACUUGACACAGUGUUCAGCCUAUGGGCUGGCAGGACACAGCCAUAUGCUUCUGCAGCCAGCAUAGACGGAUAAUGCUGCCUCUAGUAGCAGUGACUGGUUAGAGUUUAAUUUUUAUAGAUAAUACAGAUAUUUUGGUAAAUUGAACUUGGUUUUUCUUUCCCAGCACUAUAGAUGUGGACAGAGAAUGGGUUUGAGUCUUACCUGCUUCUCAUUGGUGUGGGCAGCUGUCUUGGAUACAUCAGGGGCUGGCUGAGCUGAAUUUCAGUCAGCUUAGGUGAGACUCAUCUGUCCUUCUCGGUCCUCACUCCUCCUUGAGGGGGCUGCCUUGUCUGAAACCUCAGCUUCUUCCAGCAUAGCCCUCCCUAAGGGAGCCCUCUGUACUCAGGUGUUGGCUCUGACCAGGCAGACCAGGAAAGGGGGAAGGAAGGAAAGGGGAGCCCUCCAGACACCGCUCACCUCCGCCCUGCCCAAGACAUGGAAGGACCCAGUUUUCUCCACAGCCUUCUCCAGUCUGUGUGACUUAAAUUUGAUCCCAGAAGCUUGGAUUCCAAGCAGUGAUCACCAAAAAAUACUUAAAGCAGAAAGAAUUAGAAAUAAAAAGGUAGAAACUCAGCACUUCCACAGACAUGUGGACCUGUCGAUGACCUUCCAUCAUCUGAAGGUUGCCAGUUUCCAUCUCGUAGCAAAUGUACUGUGCUUCUCUUACAACUGCAGCUGUGCCUUCAGGGCACUGCUCUUCUGGGCACCAAGGUAGGGCCUGGACAGUUCAGAUCCGACGUGAUCUCCUGAUGAAUGUGACUCCAUCCAUCAUGAAAAGGAUAUUCACACACCCUGAGUCAGUACCGCCAAGGGUACUCCUUCCACCUGGGCUUCCCACCACGGGGCGGUGGAGGCCCAGGUGGGAGGUGGUAUGGCCCAGCCUGUCACGUUUGCCUUCCUUCCCCCGCUCCAAGCUCAGAGCGGUUGGUCUCCGAGGGCAUGAGCUGCACGGCUCAGGGUGGCCUCACUCUCUUAAUGGUCACACCACCGCCAGAAGCAGUUAUGCUAAUCCCAGCCUCUGAGUACCACAGAAUCGUCUCACUUUUAGUCAACACAGUGGGAGCUCACAAUCAUUUUCUCCCACAGGAAUCUGAUUUUUCAAUACUAUUGAAUUUUUAAAAACCAAACUCCACAGGCAAAAAUCUUAUUACAGUGAAUAAAAAAAUUCUAUCACACAAGCUGCCAUUUCCCUAAUGAAAGGGUUGCCUACAGGCAACCACAGUGUUUUAUUUCAGUAACAAACUAACUCCACACACAAUCAGUUCUCUACACCAAAGUACCAAAAAAAUGAUCAACAAAUAUUUCUGAAGAAAAUGAAGGUUAUUUCAUUAUUGAAUUAACUUUUUACCUCAGUGAUUUUUUUAACCUAUAAGCAAUAUUGAUUUUUUAAAAGCCCUUAGCCAAAGUUUUUUAAUUUAUCUGAAUGGUCCUAAAUACCCUUUUCUAAGUCUCUCGUGAAAAACUUGAAUAUCUUCACUUUUAAAGGUAUCAUUAAUACAAGUCCUUGGAAUUUAUAAUGCUGGAACUUGGCCUACAUUUCUGAGUCUGACUAUAAGAUGAAAAUUCAGAUGUAAUAUAACAUGAGUUAGUGACCUGACCGAUGGGGUGAGCUGAACUGCACCAUUCUGUCCAAGCAUGUUAGUAACUAUAUGCUCAGGACUAUCUGGUUCUGUACUGCUGAUUUCAUAAGAAGGCAGCUGAUGGCAGUACCUGGGGGUUGGAAGGAGGCUGCAUGAACCUGGUCUCUGUGAAACAUCCUCCAGGAGCUGGGCCAUGCACGAGCCACUGAGGCCCUCAUGCAACUUCCUGUCUAUACCCAUCAACCACUCUGAGAGACUCUGUGGUCCUGUUGGAAGGCUGGUGGGCGGGGGCUACUCAUACUAUCUGCUAAAUCAAUAAAUAGUUAACUAAUAUCACCUCUUUGCCUUAGGGUUGCACAGUGACAAGACAAGGUCUUGUCAUUUUAGAGCUUACCAUUUAGAAGGAGGAGACAAUGAACAAAUCAACAUGAAAAGUAUCAGCUUGUAGUAAGUGCUAUGUUAAAAAUUAAAAUAGGUUAAUAUAACAGAUGAUGGUGUGGCUGUUUUAGGUUUGGGAAUCGUGAGGGUCCUUCUGGGUAAAUGAUAUUUCAACUGAAAAAAAUGGCAAGAAUCAGCCGUGGGCUGAUCACGUGGAGGAACAUUCCAGAGAGAGGAAAGUCAGGUGCAAAGGCUAUCCAGGCAGGAAUAAACACAUGUGUGGAUCACAGACUAGUGAGAAGUCAAGAGGUAUGAGAUGAGGCUGGGAAACUGGAUAGGGCCAGAACACACUGGGCUUUGGAAUCCAGAAUGAGGGGUGUGGGUUUAAUUCUAAAUAUGUUGUGAAACUUUUGGAAGGGGUUUAAACAGAAAAGUGGGGUGAUCUGAUUGAUGUUUUUAAAAGAGAGCUCUGGUUACUAUAUGAAGAAUAGGUUUUAGAAAGCAGACACGGAGGCAGAGAGCAGUUAACAAAUUAUUGCCACCAACCAAGCAGCCAUCCAGUGAGAGGUGAGGCUGGCUGGGCUAAGGCAGUCAUAGUGGAGAGGAUAGAACAGAAGGAUUGUGGACAUGUUUUGGGAGAGAGUCCCCAGAACUUCCAGAUGAUUGGAUGGACGGGAAAGGGAAAGAUAGCAACUGAAGGUGAAUUCUAGUUGCCCAAAUAACUGGUAGAUGAAGAUUGCAGAAGGAGCAGGUUUGGGACAUGUGACAGUUCAAAAACUUGUCUACAAAUUCUCUGAUGCUUCUUCCAUGGAAAGUUGAGGGUCUUUUAACCCCUCCCCUUGAAUCUGGGAUCUGUGACUGAUGAACCAAUACUCUAUGGCAGAAGUAACAUUUUACCAGUUUCUGGACCUGGGACUUAAGAUACUGGCAAUCUCUACUUCCUCUCCUUGGGAAACUUACUGGGCCCUCAGUCACUGUGCCUUGAGAAAGCCAUAGCAGCUGGUGAAGAGGACCGCACCCCCCCCCCCCCCCCGCCCCCAUAGCCUAGCUGACUCUCAGGUGACAGCUAGCAAACCUUGUCAGCUAGGGGAAUGAGCCACCUUAGAAAUGGAUUCUCCAGCUGAUGCUUUGCUGGGCAGUUCCCACUGAACCAUACCCAAAUGACAGGUUUGUGAGCAAAAUCAAUGAUCAUUACUAAGUCAUAGUGAUUUAUUAUGCAAUACAAUGCUGGAAAAGAAGAGAAGGUCAAGAAUUCAAUUUCCACCAUUCUGAGUAUGAGAUGUCUAUCAGGUAACCAAAUAAAGAGUUCAAAUAGGCACCUGGUUCUGCGAAGUCCCAGGAGAGCUUGGGGCUGGAAUAUGAAUUUUGAUGUCACAGGACAAAGGAUAAGACAGAUUGAGGUCACCUGGGGAAAGUAUGUAGAUAAGACAAGGCAACUGUGAAUUCUGGGGGUCCCUGUGUGGACACAGGGACAGAACUUACAGGAGCCAUUGAUUAAGUCAACAGGAAGAGGUCAGAGCUGAGCUCCACCUUCUCAGAACUGAGUGGCAGAAGAGUCUGAACGCGUCCUUCCCUCCAGCUGUGGAUACUGUUCUUGAGCCAUUUACUGAAGUGCUGCUUUUGUGGCUGCAGCCACGUUCCCCUUGAGUUUCCAGUGCUAAUAAAAGAGUGCUUGCCGCUUCACACAAACAGAUGAUCAUCUUCGCUUUGGAAAAUUGCUUCCUCUGAAUCACCCUCACAGCUAUUAAGUGUGUUGUCUGUAGGCACUCACUGGAUUUAGGUUUGCAGGUGAUUUUAUAGUUGUCAUGUGGAAACUUGGGAAAGGCAGCAGCUGUCCAGCACGAAGACUUGUGGAUCUUUGCAGGAAGAUGAGCCAGGGCUGGCUGCCUGCUGCCCUCCACUGCAGACUCCUGCAGCCUGCUGGGAGACAGGGGGCUCCCACACCCAGCCCAGCCUCCAUCACCUCCUCAGCUCAGGAGACAUGCCUCUGACUGGGGCUGUCAGUAUCUCCGCUUCCUUUCACACAGCAGGAUGGAUGCUGGGAGCCUUACCCGUCUGCAUCACUCUUGGUCAGUGUUUGGGAGGCAUGUGGAUUGGGUGGGGGUCGAGUAAAGUAGUUCCUUACCAAGUCAAGAGAACCUUGUCACCUGGGGCCUUCUUUCAGGCAAGGCAUCAACUGACUCUGAACCCAGGUCCUGGGCAUGGCCAGUAGCAGCCCAUCCAGAAGAAAUUAGAAGUCGUGGUAUUGCUUUUUCUCUGUGUCAUCUUCUACUCCAGGGGCUUGUGAACCCAGCUCAGGGGUGUCCUGGGUAUUUGUGGUACUCUGCUUCCUUCUCCCUUGAGGCAGUCCUGAUUGGCCUACAGGAGACCAACCUCAGGGCCCUGAUAGCCCAACAAGGCUGCCUCUAUGAUUGACAGCUACAAAGACAUAACUACCUAGAAGGGAUCACUUUCCAGAGAACACAGUAGGAUUGAUAUAGAUUUAGAAAGUGAAACCACUCUAAUUCACAAGCAGGAUGCUCUAGUGGAAUAAAACCUAUCUGCCAUAAACAAUGGUCAUAACUCAUCAUCACUUGAUUUUCAGAGUAGCUCAUUAGUGGAAUGUGCCUACAGACCUUAGUUUCUAAUAAUUCUUUGUUAUGUGUUGGCUCAUUCAUUCGUUUAUACAUGUUUACUGAGGGCUUAAAAAGUAUUAGGUAUUGAGAAGCUGGUGAUACUGUAGUGGGCAAGAUGUUCUUGUGAAGUUUAGAUUCUAGUUGGGGGAAACAGAAAAUAUGCAUAUAGUAAAGUCAAGGGUGAUAACUGUUGUAGAGAAAGUUUAAAAGAGUUGAACAUGUAGAGAAUGAGGAGGUGGUGGGAGGGAGUUUCUACUUUAGAUAGGAUGAGCUCAUCAUUGGAAUCGUCAAUCCAGUUCCCUCCCAGGGCACUGGCUCCUUAAACCAAGCUGGCAGCAGUGGCCCUGGCAAGUUCGUCUACCUACCCAGCAGGAGCUUGACAGUUGGUCUCAGGCCAGGCUGACCACAGCUCCAAGUGGUGAACGAGGCGUUUUGCAAUUAGAACAGGCGCCACCUAGUGAUUAUAAAUGGGAUCCACCUGCGUUUCAGUCAUCCCACUGCCUUGAAGCUUAAAUGACAAGGGGGCUUAAAUGCUCAUAAUUCAAGACUAAAUGUUACCAAUGGGAUGCUGGGGGCUAGGGCUGUGGAUUGAUAACGGAUUGAUUGCAUGUUGAAUGUGUCUGUUUAGAUCAUUUCCUUCUCUCUGUCUGUCCCAAUGAUUAAUGACUAGGUAAGAAGUUAUUGAUCUUUGUGUGUGUGCGUGUGUGCAUGUGUGUGUGCUCAGUCACUUAGUCAUGUCCGACUCUCUGUGAUCCUAUGGACAGUAGCUCACCAGGCUCCUCUGUCCAUGGAAUGUUCCAGGCAAGAAUACUGGAGUGUGUUGUCAUCUCCUCCUCCAGGGGAACUUCCCAACCCAGGGAUCAAACCCACAUCUCCUGCAUCUCUUGCAUUGGCAAGUGGAUUCUUUACCACUGAGCCACCUGGAAAGCCCACAUUGAUCUUCAGGUCCUUUCAAACUAUCAACAAUGCUCUGAAUCAUGUCCAUGUCCAAAGACACACAUACUGCAUUCAUUCAUUCAUUGUUAUGGUUGGAUACAUAUUCCUGAGACAGGAGGAAGAAGGACUAGAAAGAAUGAGGGGGAACAAUUAUUCACAAAUUGUAAUCUUGUGUAAUAUUCACUGCAUGUCCUUUCAACAGCUACCACUCUCCACUGACUUGGACUUUCCUCUGAUCCUACAUUCUUUUUAGAAAAGUUUUGUUUGCUUAUUUGCUUUUAUUAUUAUUAUUUUAUUAUUUUUUUGGCCACACCACAUGACUUUGGGAUCUAAGUUUCCCAUCCAGGGAUGGAAACCAGGUCCAUGGCAGUGAAAGCCUGAGUCUUAACCACUGAACCACCAGUGGUUCAGUUCAGGGAAUCCCCUGAUCCUAUAUUCUAUCCUAGGGCUGAAGGAUAACUUGGAGGCACAGUGUGGAGUUUUCCAUCUUUCCCUUGUGCAGUGCAAAAAGCAGAAAUACAAACCUAUCUCAGAUCUGAGCUUUGUUGCUGGCUUUGCCUUGUUAUACACACUUUGUGUGAAAUUUUGAAAAAAUUUAAUAGUUUCUGAGCAGGAAAUGGAACCAGUAUCCCAGGGAGGACAGACCCAGCAAUGUGUGACUGACACAGUCACAGCCAGCAGAAGAGUGUGGCGGGAAAGGGUGUGAGGUGGUGGUGAACCCUGGCCGGGCCUGCUGGGCUCAGUCCUCUGCAGCCUCGUGUGUAACUCACUGUGUGUGACCACAAACUGGUCAUCGUUACACAGUGCCAGUGCGGCUGCAGCCAAUGGUGCCUGUCCAUCCACAGCAGGGUGGUAAUGGUGGCAAAGCAAGCAUAUGUGCCCAGAACCUCAGUGUUAGAACCAGGUGACUUGGUUUGAGGAAGGCAGUUUUUAGCAGCCACAUCAGGCACCAAAGCUGAAGUUUCGAGUGAUGUGAGUACAACUAGAAGAGGCUUGGUAAAUCAUCACUCAGGGUUUCCAAUGAAGGGACUCAAGCAGCAUGAUUCACCUGAUAGUCCCCCUCUCAGUAUUCCCAAUGUACUUUUCUGAGAAUACAUUCAUUUUCUUUGUCUAAAUGAAAGAGUUCUCUAAAAUCUAUCUUUCAUAAUGUUCAUUUUCUCCAAGACUCCCAUUGUGUCCUCUGCAGUACCUGAAUUUGUCCUCUACAUCUGCCACUUCAUAGCUGUGUGACCUUGCACCAAUUACUUGACCUCUCUGUGCCUCCGUUUCCUUAUAUAGUAUCUUUUUUUUUUUUUUGGUCUGGCUAUUGAGUGUGAAAACUGAUAAACAUCUUUUACUAUUGUGAUUAUGUAACUGUUAUUUGUUUUAAUACCAUUGUAUCAUGAUUGGUCAACAGAAAAUAAUAGAAUUCUUUUUUCUUUUUUAAUAGAAUUUUAUAUCACUAAAUCUAAAAACAAAAGAAAAGAAAGAUAAAAAUAGUCCUUACUGGAUAGGGUUUUGUGAGAAUUAGAGUUCAAACAUGGAAAACUCUUGGAAAACUGCCUAGAAGUAGUAUGGACUCAAUAAAUUUUGGCUAUCAUCAUUAUCAUCAUUAUUAUCUUCCACUACUUGAGACUAGAGAAGUUAAAUCCAAGAUACAUUUUAAAAACGGGUUCAUAAUCUGCUAGUUUCUCCCAUUUCACUGAAACAGAAAAUCCUCUGGUUACAAGCUUUCUGGUGGGUUGUAUUCUAGGAACAGAAGAAGUAGGAAUGAAAGGUCAUAAUGUCAGACUUGGGUUCUCUCCCACAUGACCUUCUGAAAACAAGAGACUCCUGAACUGGAAAGGAGAAAUGUGCUCUUCCAAUCUCCCAAGACUCUCUCUCUCAGAUCAGAAACAGCACCCAUACACAGAGACCUGUCAGUCCUUCAUCUUUUCUUAUCUCCAGCCCUCACCCUGUGAUGUGUGGGGAUGGCAAUACAUCUCCUUGCUGAGCUCAGAAUCACACUUUCUCCAGAACUGCUCCUUUCAAGUUUAAUGUUUCCAGUGCAAAGAGGUCCAGACUUUCUUCACUUCCAAGAGGCUGUGCUCAGGGCUGUAGGCAAAUAAGACCAAUGAAGACACCUACUUUGGCAGGGAGUGAAUUCCACCUGAACUGAGUAAUUUGCAUGAGCCCUUAGGGUCAGUGGGACAAAGUCCCUGAUGAGACUGGAGGACAUAGGCCUGGCCAAGGUGGGCUGAGCUAUCAUGCAGCAUGUGUCUUGGAGGGCACAGAACUCAAAGUGAAGUGUGCUAAUGGAGUGUAGACAGCCUGAAAAGAGAGAAUUUCACCUUUCAAAAAAGCAUAAAUGGGAGAGGGGAAAAGGCAGUAAUUAUACAGUGCAGAAAUCAAGCAAUAUCUUAAUGAGGUGAUCAAAAUUAGCAUCUUCAUUAAAAAGCAGAUGGACAAUGUGUGGCUUUGGAGGAGCACGACAUCAUCUACACAGUACUCAGGCCAGGAAUACAACCCUAACUGGGCAAACACAAAAUGAGAAAUACUCUAUUGUUUAAAAGAAAGGGGAGUUGAGACACAAAUAACUUGCACAUCAAGGAAAUUUAAAACGUGUUUCAAAGGAUGUAAUCAAGAAAGUAAGAAGGCAAAACAUAGCACGGGGAAAUUUUGCAAAUAAUUUACCUGACGAAGGACUUGUAGCUAGAAUAUAUAAAAGCUCUUACAAUUCAAUAAUUAAAAGACAAAUAACUCAAAAUUAUCUGAAGAAGUAUUUUUCUAAAGAAGAAAAAUGGCCAAUAAGCACAUGAAAAAGAUGUUCGACAUCAUUAGCCAUUAGGGAAAUGUAAAUGUAAAUGUAAAUCAAAGCCACAAUGAGACACCAUUUUUUAAAUACCCAUUAGGUUGGCUAUAAUCAGAGACAGACAAAUGUUGGUGAGGGUGUGGAGACACCGGAAUGCUCAUACACUGACAGUAAGGAUGUAGAAUGGUAUAGCCAUUCUGGAAGACAGUCUGUUAGUUUCUCGACAGAUUAAACAUAGAAUUACCCUAUGCUGUGCUUAGCCCCUCAGUCAUGUCCAACUGUUUGCGACCCCGUGGACUGUAGCCCGCCAGGCUUCUCUGUCCAUGGGGAUUCUCCAGGCAAGAAUACUGGAGUGGGUUGCCGUGCCCUUCCCAUCCCCAAACCAGAGAUCUAACCAAGGUCUCUCAUAUUGCAGGCAGAUUCUUUACUGUCUGAGCCACUAGGGAAGCCCAAGAAUACUGGAGUGGGUAGCCUAUCCCUUCUCCAGGGGAUCUUCCUGACCCAGGAAUCAAACCAGGGUCCCCUGCACUGCAGGCAGAUUCUUUACCAGUUGAGCUACCAGGGAAGCCCAGAAUUACCAUAUGACCCAGCAAUUCCACUCCAAGAAAUGAAAACGUGUGUCCAUAUAAAAACUUGCACACAAAAGUUCACAGCAACAUUAGUCACGAUAGUCAAAUGAGGAAACAACUCAAAUGUUCAUUAUCUGAUGAAUAGAUAAAGAAACUGUGAUAGUAUCCUUACAAUGGAGCAGUAUUGCCAUAAAAAUAAAUGAACUACUGAUGCAUGCUACAGCAUAGAUGAAACUUGAAACUGGUAAGUGAAAGCAGCCAGUCACAAAGGGUCAUAUAUUGUGUUGUAGUUAUAUGAAGUGUCCAGAAUAAGUAAAUCCAUAGAGACAGAACCUGUAGAUGACAGGUUGCCUAGGGCUGGAGAGGUUGGGAGGAAAUGAGGAAUGACUGCUAAUAGGCACAUAGUUCCUUUGGGAUGAUGAGUAUGUUCUAAAAUUGAAUGUAAUGAUGGUUUCCCAGCUCUGUGAAUACAUUAAAAAACAUCGAAUCAUACACUUUAAGUGGUACACUGUAUGGUAUAUGAUUAAUGUCUCUAGAAGACAGUUAUUUAAUUAAAAAAAUGGAGGACUGUAUUCUUCAAAAAUGUCAGUGUCAUAAAAGACAAAGAAAAUUGUGGACAUGUUCCAGAUUAAAGGAGGCUAAAGAGACAUGACAAGUUCAACCCCUGACCCUAGCCUGGAUCCUGUACUAGAGGAGUAUGUCAAAAAGAACAUUAUUAGGUCAAUUGAAAAAACUGAAAUAUGAACAUUAAUAAAUAAAAUUAUUGUACCAAUGAAAAUGUAUGAGGUUUGUAUUUGUACUGUGUUAUACAUGAGAAAAAUCCCUAUUCCUAGGAAAUACAUAAUGAAAUCUUAGUGGUAAAGGGUCAUAAUGGAUGUAACUUUCCUUCAAAUAGUUCGGAAAAAUUUUUUUGCUUGAGUGUGUGUUUGUAUGUGUGUGGGCAUGUGUAUGGAUAUAACCAAUGGAGUAAAAUGUUAAUGAUCUGGUUAAAAGAUAUACAGGUGUUCUUUGUAUUGUUUUUAUUUUUGCAAGGUUUGGUUAAAUUUGAAAUUGUUUCCAAAUAAAAACUUAAAAAAAAAAAAUCACAAGGACUUAUCUUCCCCAG
This is a messenger RNA of Dama dama (fallow deer), 13074 nucleotides long. It is a transcript of the gene SCUBE2, whose product is annotated as signal peptide, CUB domain and EGF like domain containing 2. Gene Ontology annotation, biological process: signal transduction. Gene Ontology annotation, cellular component: cell surface. Bases 1 to 3066 code for a protein of 1021 amino acids. The transcript has 23 exons. The record is from RefSeq and is a predicted model, not a curated record. Lineage: Eukaryota; Metazoa; Chordata; Mammalia; Artiodactyla; Cervidae. Gene Ontology annotation, molecular function: calcium ion binding.